GUAGAAAAUCGUAGAAGUCUAAAAGAUAUUACGAAAAUUGGCACUGAAUUUUAAUAUUACUGUAGAGCCUUUUUAUUCAUACAUAAAUAUUUACAACAUAUUCACAGACCUGCAGGCCAAUACAUAAACAAUAGUAAAAAUCCUCUCAAUGACAGAUCAAUCUAAUUUCCAGAUUGGAAUUUGAAAAAUGGAAGAAGAACAAUGUUUACAUGAGUGUGAAAACUAUAUUCAGAGCCAUAAUAUUCCUUUACUAUUGAAAGAUUGUAUAGUGCAGUUGUGUGUAAAUAAGCCUGAUAAUCCAGUGUCUUUUCUAAGACAGUACUUCCAGAAACUAGAACGGGAACAAGUUAAGGCUGCUCAAGCUGCGGCUGCGGCAUCGGAAGGUGAAGCGGACGGUGAACUGUCACCACUACCCGUGCCAGGAGGCCAGCCCCCGCGCAGACGCGGAGGCAUUAGCGCAGAACCAGUCACAGAGGAAGAUGCUACCAGCUAUGUUAAAAAGGUGGUGCCAAAGGAUUACAAGACAAUGGGUGCUUUGUCGCGUGCCAUAGCUUCAAAUGUUCUUUUUACACAUUUGGAUGAAUCGGAGAGAGCAGAUAUGUUUGAUGCUAUGUUCCCCGUCCAGUGUCUCCCUGGGGAGACAGUCAUCAGGCAAGGAGACGAAGGGGACAACUUUUACAUUAUUGAUUCUGGUGAAGUUGAAGUUUUAGUGAAUGGAGAACCUGUUACAACAAUUGGGGAAGGAGGCAGUUUUGGUGAACUGGCACUGAUAUACGGAACUCCCAGAGCAGCCACCGUGCGUGCGCGCACUCCUUUGAAAUUAUGGGGCUUGGAUCGCGACUCUUAUCGUCGUAUACUAAUGGGUUCCACUAUAAGAAAACGACGUAUGUACGAUGAAUUCUUGUCGCGUGUUUCUAUUUUAGAAAGCUUAGAGAAAUGGGAACGUCUGACAGUUGCGGAUGCAUUAGAACCUGUUUCAUUCACUGAUGGCGAGAUCAUUGUGAGACAAGGAGAACCCGGCAAUGACUUUUAUAUAAUAGUAGAAGGAACCGCAGUAGUGCUUCAGCAAAGAAGUGGCCAGGGAGAAGGUUCAGCAGUAGAAGUAGGUCGGUUGGGACCUUCUGAUUAUUUUGGAGAAAUUGCACUGUUAUUGGACAGGCCACGGGCAGCAACAGUACGCGCUGCCGGAUCUCUUAAAUGUGUCAAGCUUGAUCGCGCCCGAUUUGAAAGAGUGCUGGGAUUAUGUGCCGAUAUCUUGAAGCGCAAUAUUGCACAGUACAACAGUUUUGUUUCGCUGUCUGUAUAACAUUGUCUUCAUGGUCUUACAAAUAGAGUAAGAUGAAGAAUAGAUAAUAUCGGUACGUGAGGAGAAGUAAUUAUGUCAGUACUUAAGUACUUUUUAAUAUAUUCAAUAAUAAAACUUGGUUACCACCUUUGUAAAAUCGAUUAAUUUUAUAAUAAUAUACUUGCCAGUGGGAAUGUUAAA
Messenger RNA from Helicoverpa armigera (cotton bollworm), 1486 nucleotides. It is a transcript of the gene Pka-R1, whose product is annotated as Protein kinase, cAMP-dependent, regulatory subunit type 1. Gene Ontology annotation, biological process: regulation of protein phosphorylation. Lineage: Eukaryota; Metazoa; Arthropoda; Insecta; Lepidoptera; Noctuidae. The coding region runs from base 188 to 1306 and encodes 372 amino acids. The record is from RefSeq and is a predicted model, not a curated record. Gene Ontology annotation, cellular component: cAMP-dependent protein kinase complex. The transcript has 7 exons. Gene Ontology annotation, molecular function: cAMP-dependent protein kinase regulator activity.